AAUCUGGUGUAUCAAUGCGCUAAACACCUGCGGUAUCAUUAUCUGUAUUUUUCAAGUUUCUUGAGGAAAUGAUGAAGGCGUCCUCCCUACUCCCGUCGCGAUUAUUUACAUGUCUGUUGUGCAAACAAGCCUCUCUCACUGUUGCUCUGGGCUCAGGGAACCAACCCCCCAAGGAAAUAGGUCAUGAAGUUGCAGUAUGAAUUCCAGUAGGACAACUUUUGCAAACUACUUCCCCAAGCCAAUCACAGCCAAACAGGAAUAAAUGGGUAAAUGCUGGUAUAGAGGAGCAGUUCGGUCAUAUCCUACUCAACUCCGUGAAAAAUAACAAGGAUAGCUUGCCUUUGAAUGUUUGAAAACCAGAGACUUAUUUUCAUACCUGGCUGCCAAUGAUUUCUCCGAGGAUCAGAAUAAGCUUUGUCACGGGAUGGCCAGCAAGCCCUUCCGGGCCACCUACAUAUGGAGUAGCAUCAUCAACCACCUUCAGUCGCAGGUGGAGGUAAAACGGAGGCGCCACAACCUCAAGUCCUACGAUGACUGCUUCCUGGGCUCGGAGGCAGUGGAAGUCAUCCUGGAACACAUUAAUCAGAACAGGUUUUUUGGAAAUGAUGAGAUUCCCAGGGCAAAGGUGGUGCGUGUAUGCCAGGCCCUCAUGGAAUGCAAGGUGUUUGAACCCGUGGGCACCAAAGUGUUUGGCAAGGAAAAGAAACAAGCCAUAUUUGAAGACAGUAGCUGCAGCCUGUACAGGUUCCUGAAUGGACAGAGCCAUGCCAAGAACAAUCAAGAAAAUGGAUGCAUUUCCCCUGUUGAUCCUAGGAUUAUAUACAGAACACAUGCAAGACGGCAAGAAGAGCCAGUAUAUUUGAAAUCCACACCUGUCAAAACUAGCCAGUCUUUGGAUGACCUCCUGGGAAACAAUGUGAAUCCAUCAAACAUCCAACAGAUGAAGAUGAACCCGGGAUUAUCACAACCAUUGGUGAAUGAAGUAUGGUGGGAGCAGACCGUCCUGAGGCUACUGCAGCUGGUAGAGCUCCCCCUGCUGGACAGCCUCUUGGAGAGCAGGGAAAGCCUUCAGCCUCCACUGCGCAGUAUGGACAGUGACCCCGACUUGCUCUACACCAGCAACUACCUGGACCGGGAAAUCCUGAAGGCCUUCAGUGACUCGCAGGCUGACGGCUGGCUCUCGGCCGCGGUGGACUGCCUGGAGUUCCUGCCGGAUCAGCUGGUGGUGGAGGUCAGCCGGGGCCUGCCCAAAUGCACAGAGACCCCUCAGUGUAAGCGCCUGCUCUUCGAGGUCCUGGAGAAGCACUACAGCCAGCCCCACCACCCAGCCCUGCUCUCAGCCCGCCUGUUCGACGUCCACACCGGCAUCGCGGACCUGCUGGUGAAUGGGAAGAUGGAGCAGGCUCUGGAGGCCUUGCAGCUGUGCCUGAAUCUGCUGCACUCGCGCAACCAGGAGGAGCUGCGCAGGCUGCUGUCUUUCAUGGCAGCGGCUGCAGACACCCGCGAGGUCCGACUGCACAAAGAGAUUGAGAACAGGAUGGCGGUGAAAAGGGCUUUCUCCAGAGCGAUCGUCCACAGAAAACACCUGGCAAAGGGUAAAGUGGACCUCCUGGUGCUCUUUAUGAUGGACAAUCAUCGCGACGUCUUCAAGAUUCCAGGGUCUUUGCACAAAUUGGUCAGUGAUAAACUACAAAACAUCACGAAUGGGAAAAACCCGGAUGACGCAACAGGUCCUUCCUUCUGUCAGCGAGUCACAGGAAAAGCAUGCAGGGAUAGCAUUCAGAAAACCACGGAGGCCGAGCUGUUGGCACUACUCAGGACGAUCCGUGAAAACCCAACACUGUCCGCCAAAGAGAAAAAACGCUUACUAGGGCAGUUUUACAAAGGCCAUCCAGAAAUUCUUGUACAGUAUUUAGAAAAUAGAAUGUCUACUGUUGAUGUAUAAUUGUACAUGUUGUAUAUGUUGUAUUUGUACCUGCUGUAAAUGUUGUAAAGUGUUUUAUGCAAAGAUGUUAAUGUGAAAAGACUUGAAUAAAUGUGUUUUUACUUGA
Molecule: messenger RNA, 2051 nt
Organism: Anguilla rostrata (American eel)
Lineage: Eukaryota; Metazoa; Chordata; Actinopteri; Anguilliformes; Anguillidae
Product: DEP domain-containing protein 7-like
Exons: 9
Coding region: 425-1945 (506 amino acids)
Biological process (GO): intracellular signal transduction
Source: RefSeq, a predicted model, not a curated record